CGAUUAUGCCCCACAGAUGAACUUUACAGAUCACAAGUUCGCACAUCUUCCCAUUCUCUCUCUCCUCAUUUCCCUUCCUUUCAAAAUCCAAUUGAGCGGAGGAGCGGCCGAGCAAGCCAACCCGACGUCUCGUCGGUUUUUCCAGAAGAAACCCAAAACCGCCGGCGGAGCGACGACGGUGAAAGGAAGCAGACAGACGGUCAGUGAGUCACCGUGUUUUAGCGAGUGAUUGAGUAAGAGAAGCAACACAGAGCAGCAAUGGCGGAAGAGGAAUGCGAGCUGAGCGACGAGCAGAAGAAAGAGAUCGCCAAAUGGUUCCUCUAUAACGCACCUUCCGGCGAAAUCCAGUACAUUGCCAAAGAUUUGAGAUCGGUGUUGAACGACGACAAACUGUAUGAUGAAGCGACCUCGGAGGCGUUCCCUCUCUACAACAAAUCUCACUUGAUUUGCCUCGAACUUCCCUGCCGAAGCGGCGACGUGUUGAUUACGCCUUACAAUGAGCUCGAGGAGAAUCAGUUUAUCGAGCCUCGGACUGCACAGAUUGUCACUAUUGAUCAUGUCAAGCAAGCUUGUACAGAGGUGAGACCGGCAGCUGAUGAGGAACUCGCAUCACCUUAUGUUGAGGAAUUCCGUUGUGCACUGGACGCGGAAAUACUGAAAUAUGUAGAGGAAGCUUAUCCUAAAGGUGUCUGCUCAGUCUACUGUGUUGAUGGCAAGGAUGCCGAGGGGCCAGGAUGUAAUUUUGAGUUUGCCGUGGUCAUAGCAGCUGCAAGAAAUAGCCCUAAGAAUUUUUGCAAUGGAAGUUGGAGGUCAGUUUGGAACAUAAAGUUCAAAGAAGAUGCACUGGAAAUCAAAGGAAAAUUGCAGGUGGAUGCCCAUUAUUUUGAAGAGGGGAAUGUUCAGUUAGAUGCAGAACAAGAAUGCCAAGAUGGAACUAUCUUUCAGGCACCAGACGAUUGUGCAAUUUCGAUAGCCAACAUUAUUCGUCACCACGAGGCAGAGUACCUGAAAUCUCUCGAGACAUCAUACUCGAAUUUGUCAGACAAGACUUUCAAGGAUCUAAGGAGGAAGCUUCCUGUCACCAGGACUCUCUUCCCAUGGCACAACACCUUACAGUUCAGCCUGACAAGAGAUAUCCAGAAGGAACUUGGAAUUGGGAAGUGAACAACAUAUCAUUAUCAACAUCAUCAUCAUCAUCAUCAUCAUCAUCAUCAGAACAAGAGACAUGUAUACGUCGGCCUUUCGGGUACCAUGUGGACGAGAAGUAGUUAUUUUGAUCACCCCCUGCGACUUCAGAGAGAGCUGUGUUUAUCUUUGUGCCCCCAUUUGUCAUUGCAUAUUGUUUACUGUCUCUGUCACCUCUUCCCCUCAGUUUUGGUGUUGUACCAUCGCUUUUUACAGGCUUGUGUAUCAUGUAUAGUUUCAUGUCCCUUUUAUAUGUCCUGAGCAAACCUUAUGUUAGUUUCGCCCCCGAACGAUAUGUGUCACUGUAUUGCUCAAGUACAUUACUCUGUCAUUUUUGUAGUUUGUUUUUGUUUCCAUCCCUCUUUGAUCGUCGGUUUUGAACAGAUCAUAUUCAUGCAAUCUGAACUCUAGUAAUGUAGUGAAUUAUGGAAUCCAC
Messenger RNA from Linum tenue, 1621 nucleotides. The record is from the annotation of a GenBank genome assembly. NCBI's taxonomy places the organism in Eukaryota, Viridiplantae, Streptophyta, Magnoliopsida, Malpighiales, Linaceae.